AUGAACGGUGACACUAAACCCACACAGGCGAUAUUAAGCCUUGUAAAGUUGGGAAGAAACGACGAGUGGCAUUCGAAAUCUGGCGUUCCAAAAAUUACCAAAUUGCUUCCGAAUAAAGAUUCCAUAACUAUAGGUUGUCCUAGUGGAGAACAUCAGCCCGAUGUCUGCAUGAAAAGCAUAUCGAAGAAAAUCAAGAUUUCGCCGUAUCAUGCAAUAAUUCAAAGAGAAUCCGACAGCGGUUUUACAAUAAUCGAUAAAAGUAAAUUUGGAACUUAUCUCAACUACGUUCGAGUAAAAGGCAGAAUGCGACUCGAAAAUGGUGAUAUCAUCUGCUUUGGUUGUGCCAAGGGAUUUCGAAUUAGACCCGGUCAAGAAAUCGACAAGAAAUCAUCCGACCUGAAGUAUAUGGUGAGUAAAUACCUAAAACUUACAGUAAUAAUUUAA
Molecule: messenger RNA, 444 nt
Organism: Rodentolepis nana
Lineage: Eukaryota; Metazoa; Platyhelminthes; Cestoda; Cyclophyllidea; Hymenolepididae
Source: the annotation of a GenBank genome assembly